GGAUGAAGCUGAUAUUAAUCUGUGAGUGAUUCAGUCUACAGUAACACUGAGAAAAUGCAUCAUAAGAGGGCAGCGCUGAUAACGAAUGCAAGACAAACCUGAGCUCAUACUGCCCCCCUGUCCAGCAACAGUACUUUAAUGGUUGGAACUGCCCGCCCCAACCUACAUUACUGCCCUCGCAGACACAGCCUGAUGAUCACCGGUGCCAUGGGAGCGGUGCGAGUCAAUAGAUACAGCAUCGUUUCCACAGAUGAAGAUGCCCUGAAGAUCUCCAGCCUGGGCCUCCACAACGGCCACAGUCCUCUGACUCAGCAGACGUUGUCGGGGGCCUGCAUGCGGGGUGAAGAAGGAGGAGGAGAGUGUCCAGGGAGUGAUGAGGGAAGAGGGGCUUUGUCUUUGAGAGUGACAAAUGAGCCCAUCCACAACAGCUGCCGUGCUUCACCUUCAUGUCGUCUGGGUCUGGAUCUGGGCACCGGCCGUCUGCGCAGCCGCUUUGUGAAGAAGAACGGCCAGUGCAAUGUGGUGUUCAACAACAUGGAGGACAAGCCCAGACGAUACCUGGCUGACAUAUUCACCACCUGCGUGGACAUACGCUGGCGCUACCUGCUGCUUAUUUUCACCACCACCUUCCUCCUGUCUUGGCUGGUGUUUGGCCUGAUCUUCUGGGGUGUGGCGCUCGCUCAUGGAGACUUUAACUUUCACAUUCCUCUGAAGGAAGGGGAUCCUCAAAACAACGUAGAGGAUGGAAAAGAUGAAUGGCGGCCAUGCAUUCUCCACAUUCAGGGUUUCAUCGGGGCGUUCCUCUUCUCCAUAGAGACCCAGACCACCAUUGGAUAUGGUUUCCGGUGUGUCACUGAAGAGUGUCCAGUCGCUGUGGUGACUGUGGUGGUCCAGUCCAUUGUGGGCUGCAUUAUUGACUCCUUCAUGAUCGGCACCAUCAUGGCAAAGAUGGUGCGUCCCAAGAAGCGGGCGCAGACCUUGCUGUUCUCACAUAAUGCCGUCAUCGCUCUGCGAGAUGGUAAGCUGUGCCUCAUGUGGCGCCUGGGAAACAUGCGCAAGAGCCACAUUGUGGAAGCGCACGUGCGGGCUCAGCUCAUUAGGCCGCAUGUGACGGCGGAGGGCGAGUACCUCCCUUUGGAGCAAACGGACAUUGAUGUUGGCUAUGACGAUGGGCUGGAUCGACUGUUUCUGGUGUCACCGCUGGUGGUGGUCCAUGAGAUCAACAAGAACAGUCCUCUGUACAACCUGAGCCGUGCCGACCUGCUCAAGGCAGACUUUGAGAUCGUGGUCAUCCUAGAGGGGAUGGUGGAGGCCACAGCUAUGACCACUCAGGCCCGUAGUUCCUACUUGGCCAAGGAGAUCCUUUGGGGUCACCGUUUUGAGCCAGUGGUCUUUGAGAAGAGCGACCGCUACUACGUGGACUACUCCCGCUUCCAUAAGUCCUACGAAGUGCCAUCUACGCCUCACUGCAGUGCCAGGGAACUGAGUCAAAUGACAGGUCGUGGCGGGCAGUCCUCAUCCUCAAGUUCGAGUUACUCCCGCUCUCCAUCACCAUUUGUCCCGAGGGCAGCCCGCCACUUUCUGGGCCCUCACUCCCCCAGCGCCUUCUGCUACGAGAAUGAGGUAGCUUUGUGCUGUGGGGACGACGAGGAUGAGGAGGAUGUGAAAGAGAAGGCAGCGGGCCUGAAUGUCCGAAGUGACAGAGAGGUAAAGAUGAGAGACGACAUUCACUUGGGUUUCAAAGAGACGUUUGUGGAGGAGCAGACGGUGGAGAUGCUGUGUGUUCUGGACACAGAGAAUCAGAUCAGCCUUGACAGACUACAGCCCACUCUACCUUUAUACAUCAGCAGAGAGUCGGGAGUUUAAUCAAUGGUAAUGGCUGCCCUUCCAUUUGUUUCCUCUCUUUGUCUGUGU
Molecule: messenger RNA, 1914 nt
Organism: Plectropomus leopardus (leopard coralgrouper)
Lineage: Eukaryota; Metazoa; Chordata; Actinopteri; Perciformes; Serranidae
Product: ATP-sensitive inward rectifier potassium channel 12-like
Biological process (GO): regulation of monoatomic ion transmembrane transport; potassium ion import across plasma membrane
Cellular component (GO): plasma membrane
Molecular function (GO): inward rectifier potassium channel activity
Source: RefSeq, a predicted model, not a curated record